UUACGAAGAGAAUCAUCCCCCAGAGGAAAUCAGUUUGCGGUGACAGCGCAGCUGUGGUCAAGAAAGGAUGUCGAAUAUGUUAGGUCACAAAGAUGUGGUAAGAAUUGUUUUUCUUUUAGCUCAAGAAUCUGCCUACGCAGGAGAGUAGGCCAGCCUAGAGUUGCAAAUUUCGCACAGCAAGGGAAAUACCUUUAUUUCUGACAUCCGACCGGAUUCUUGUACACCGCCGGCGGAGUCAUCGGCAUUAACGGUAUUGGAUUUAUCGGCUGGACUAUUACCCAACUCUUUUCGGGAGGGAGUCUGUGUGCAUUGCAGUGCUCGUCGAGAUCUGGAGGUUGCUGGACAAGGAUUCCGCCAGCCUGGAAGAGCUUCACACUGCUGGUUUGCAAGCGGUGCUGCCUGGGUGUGUGUACCAGUUCAACGUUGGAAAAAAUGCUACCAAUCCUCUGGUCGUUCUCGAGAUCGAAGGUUGUUGAAGGAAUCACCCGAGAUUGAGAGAGGAUAGUGGCGGAGAUGUGUUCACGAGAAGUAGAGAAAGUUCAUAAGGUUGAGAAGGUAGGAGUAAACAGGGUGAAGAAGCCUCAGGAGGGACGUUUCAGGGGGGUCCGGAAGAGGCCCUGGGGGCGCUAUGCCGCCGAAAUCAGAGAUCCGAAUACGAGAGAGAGACGAUGGCUAGGAACUUUCGACACUGCAGAGCAGGCUGCGUUAGCGUACGAUACUGCGGCAAGGUCGAUGCGAGGACUGAAAGCCCGGACCAAUUUCGUCUAUCCCGCUCACCAAACAUGCAUUCUCUCCGCAGCGCUGACUGCUUCGAGAGCUUCCAAGGAGAAUCUGGCCCAGCCAGCCCAGAAACAGCGCAAAUUCGACUGGUUCAGUGCCCUUUCGCGCGGUGAACUCCAACGGGUUUUGGUCAACUACCAUGAUAUUGGCGCAGCUCAUCAGUCGUCGGUGGAGUCAUGUCAUGACUACACCGACGUGCUGGAAAAUGUGGAGAGGUUGGCAAGCGCUAUCAGUGAUCCGCCAAGAUCGCAGCGUGUAUGUGAACUUCCCCAGCUCAUCCCCCCUAGCAGGAACCACGUCGAGGGUACUGGUACAAGAGACUUGUGCACCAACGGAAGCCACUGGUUUCGCGGUGAUAGUGCCUCUCAGUGCUCAGGUCUCGUCCUCAAAGAUGAUGACAAUGAUGAGAUCGCAAAUUCGACGACGACGAAGUCUAAUUUGCUGGAUUCUGGCACAGUUCCUCGACAUUCUUGUGAGGUGGCUUUGAAAGGGACCGCUGUAGUCACUCGACAGGGCAAAGUUUCUCAUUCGGCUGAGUCCACUUUGACGGACAACAUCGAUGACUCAAUGACUACUUGUGCUGAGAUCACCCAGGCGUUGACUCAGAACUGUCGAGAGACCAGCUUCGAAGUUGUAGCAGGAUCCAUAGCACAAGUAGUCUCCCGGUAUGUGGACUCAAGUCCACGCAGUAUGAGGACAGGCACAAGGAAUGCACUUGGUAUCAAUUCCAACCCCUGUUUGUUUUCAACGCAAGUUCCCUACUCCGACGACUCUUCGUUGUCAAUGGCCUCUCCUCCUGCCGAUACAGCUUCUUACCCGAACUCAGGGGUCGUCUCUCACUCUUCAGUGGUGGGUUUGCCUCGAGACGUACCCGUUUCCGAGGUUUGUUGCCGCUCAAACCAGGGACCGGUUGACCCAACUCAGAAUCCUGACAAUAUUCAGUGCAUGCUUCCCUUGAGCUUGAGGACAUCACUGUCGCUGGAUUCGCAGGACCUGUACGGAGACCUACCCUUGGGCUGGUCUGUGCAGCCUCAAACAACCACGACUGGGCUCAUCAGUUCCUCCAGCUUUUACCCUCAAACCAUGGAGCCAGACCUAUCUCAGACUUGGAGCAACUUGUGUGAGCUGCCAGCUUCUUGGGACUUUUCCUGCUUAACAUUCCCAGAGCUCACUGACGUGAAAUCUCAUUCCACUGCACCGUGGGCACCGGAAUGGAACGAUUUUGCGCGAGCAAGCCAAUUGCAUGGGUUUGAUGGGUUCUUUACCGAUGAAUAUUGACAAUCUUCACCCAUCUCUCUGGUUCCCAGGUCUGAGUGGGAAGAAUUCGCAUGCAACAACGAAGACAUGAGCACCGAGGGCCAUCCAACCAGCCCCAUGCCAGCACAAUCGUCUUACUAGAACCAAUUCCACAGCCAUCUCUUGAGUUGGUGCAGGUUGGCCGUGUGCUAGCACGUGAUUUCGGCAUUCGUGUGUUGUAUUGUCUAUAGUCUUGCAGCUGAUUCAGCGUUCAAAAUAUGUGAAUACAUAGAUGUAAGUAUUUUUAGUCAGGUUACCACAUGAGGAAGUUCUGGACGUGUUCACAGUGAUAGCCCAAGCCUGGGCAAAGCACUUUUCACCUGUAGUUGUUAUCACCAUUGACCCUAUAUUGCAUUGUGAUGAUUAGCCUCGAAAACGACCUCCAAUACUUCCACAGUUCAGCGCUUGAAUAAAUAGACUAACUCUCACUCUUAUGGUCUACCUCGACACAAGCA
Molecule: messenger RNA, 2531 nt
Organism: Physcomitrium patens
Lineage: Eukaryota; Viridiplantae; Streptophyta; Bryopsida; Funariales; Funariaceae
Source: RefSeq, a predicted model, not a curated record